UCAGUCUGUAAAUGAUGCUCUUCGAGUGUAGAACGCCGCGUCAGUGAGCACCAUUAGUUUACCAAUGAGCGUCAAAUAAAUUAUCGUUACUAACGAUUAAAAUACUGUAACAUAAUGACUUCUGAAGAAAGAUUGAUAACAGAAGUUCCCAGUAGUUUAAAACAAUUGGCUAGGCUUGUAGUAAGAGGUUUUUAUACAAUAGAAGAUGCUCUUAUCGUUGAUAUGCUUGUCCGAAAUCCCUGUAUGAAGGAAGAUGAUAUAUGUGAUUUGCUUAAAUUUGAUAGAAAAAUGUUAAGAGCUAGAAUCACAGCUUUGCGCAACGACAAAUUUAUUCAAGUGAGAUUGAAAAUGGAAACUGGAUCAGAUGGGAAAGCACAAAAAGUUAAUUAUUAUUUUAUAAACUAUAAAACAUUUGUAAAUGUAGUCAAAUAUAAAUUGGAUCUUAUGAGAAAAAGAAUGGAAACUGAAGAACGAGAUGCUACUAGCAGAGCUAGUUUUAAAUGUAAUAGUUGUUUAAAGACUUUUACAGAUUUGGAAGCAGAUCAACUUUGUGAUAUGGAAACUGGAGAUUUUAGAUGUACAUAUUGUAGAGAAAUAGUUACUGAAGAUGAGUCUGCUAUUCCAAAAAAGGAUUCAAGAUUAUUACUAGCCAAAUUUAACGAUCAGUUAGAGCCAUUGUACAUUUUGUUGCGAGAAGUUGAAGGAAUCAAAUUGGCUCCAGAAAUUUUGGAGCCUGAACCUGUAGAUAUAAACACAAUCAGAGGUAUUGACUCAAAGAAAUCAAAUAAUAUGCGCGGUUCUAAUGAUCAAUGGUCUGGAGAAGCUACAAGGUCAUCAGGAUUUGCUGUCGAAGAUACAAGAGUUGAUGUUUUGAUAGGAGAUGAUAUACAAGAUGACAGUGUUAAUAAGAAGAAAGAAAGACCAAUCUGGAUGCUGGAGAGUACAAUAACUUCUGAUUCUUUGCAGAAUGACCUAACAAAUACUCAAGACAGUAUAUUAGAUGAAGCAGCCGCAGCUGCAAACUCGAAUGCCACAAAUAACAAACAAGGUGAAGAUAUAAUGUCAGUACUUUUAGCUCAUGAAAAGAAAGGAGUUAACGCGACUGCUGUAAAGACUGUACUUGGUCAAGAGUCUAGUGAUAGUAGUGAUAUGGAAGAUAACGGCGAUAGGCACCAGAUCGAGCAGGAGGAUGUCGAAAAAAUGGUCUCUGAAGAUGACGAUGACGUUCCAUCCGUUAAAGUGAAUGGCAAAUCUGUACCAAUAACAGAUGUUUUAACGAAUCCCGCACUUGCUGAAGCAAUGACUGCAGCAGAAAGAAUCGAAUAUAGUCGAGCUUAUCAAGAAUACUGUGAAGAUGAAUAAAUGUGAAUGAGAAAUUGUGUAAUAUUUUGUAUAAUAAAAG
This is a messenger RNA of Phymastichus coffea, 1402 nucleotides long. RefSeq names its product general transcription factor IIE subunit 1 (gene TfIIEalpha). Gene Ontology annotation, biological process: transcription initiation at RNA polymerase II promoter; transcription open complex formation at RNA polymerase II promoter. The coding region runs from base 115 to 1362 and encodes 415 amino acids. The transcript is spliced from 7 exons. NCBI's taxonomy places the organism in Eukaryota, Metazoa, Arthropoda, Insecta, Hymenoptera, Eulophidae. Gene Ontology annotation, cellular component: transcription factor TFIIE complex. The record is from RefSeq and is a predicted model, not a curated record.